Messenger RNA from Rhipicephalus microplus (southern cattle tick), 11978 nucleotides. It is a transcript of the gene pcx, whose product is annotated as pecanex. Gene Ontology annotation, biological process: endoplasmic reticulum organization. Gene Ontology annotation, cellular component: endoplasmic reticulum; membrane. Lineage: Eukaryota; Metazoa; Arthropoda; Arachnida; Ixodida; Ixodidae. The record is from RefSeq and is a predicted model, not a curated record.
GUGGCUCGGCCUCUGUAAAGCAGGAGCGGGGAUUCCACGGGACCAGCUCGGUGGUGCCGGGACCAGGCAGUCCGGACUUUGCACUCGCUGACGAAGUCCUGAAGGAAGUCACGGACCAUAAGUCUGGGGCCGUAUCGAUGCUGCCUGCCCCUGCUGGAUUAUCUACAGGCGAUGCCCUUGCCGUGGCCUCGGGUUCAUCGACAGUCCCUGCAUCCGGACAACCACCGGACUCGCAGCAGCCACCGGCGCCGGAGUGGUGGUACCGGGUUCCUCUCUUCUGGUUCCUCGUCUGGCUCGCUCCGCAAUGCCACGGGCUCUGUCGAACUGGCUUUCCUGUCUCAGGACCCAAGCGUUCGUGCCGCAGAGCUUGCCCGCGCCGCGCAGCAGCGCAAGAGCAGCCAUGCGCUUCGCGGCAACGUCGAAGACGCCGAUGCCAACUGGUUGGUGCGGCGCGCUCACAGCGAACUUGAGACCAGCGCUGCCGAGAAGCAGCGUUCUUCUAUUCCGCCGUCUCACCCGGUGUCGCUGGAGGCCAUUCGCGUCGGCUCUUCGUCUUCGUCGUCAACGACGGUGCCCGCAAAUGUCAGGCACGUCCGGAGGAGCGUCGAGUUCUCACGCCCUCCGCUGAUGAACGACGGCGCCAUUAAGACGAUCGCAGAGCAGCCGGCUGCAGAGACUCCGGCUAGCGCGGCAUCAAGCGGGUCGAGCAGCAUGAAAUCAUUAGUAAGGCAUCGCUCUCUCGAUGCGGCCACGUUGAGGCGGAGGAGUGGGCGCAGUGGUGGCAGUGAAAAGAAAGAUGAUGAUAGGACUAGUGUUGUGGCAUCGGGCGGUGCAGAGGGUCACACAUCAACAGGCAGGUGUUUCCCAUCAACUGAUAGCGUGUCGUCCGCAUCUGGUGAAUCCGAUCGCAGCAGCAGCCAUUUCACAGUUAUAUACAAGCCACUGGAUCCGUGCAGUGGAAAUCCACAGGAACUUGACCUGCCCGAACAGUAUCCAGGAUGGCUCGAAGGGAAUCCCAGGAAUCCAGAGCCGCUCCCGUCUCCAGCCUGUUCAGAGCGUAGCAGCGUUGCCGGAUUGGAUUGGCUGUUUUCCGGAGCUACUAGCCAACCAGUGAAUGAGGCGAAGGCGUUGGUACCUUUGGAGCUCUGCAAGGAGCAGGCAGAGCCGAAGCCGUCUUCCCCACAGCGAUCAACCGAAGGGGUUGAGACCACGGGCGACGCGGACUCCAGUCUCUCAUGGCAGUGCGACGGAGCUGUCAUGCGGGCCCGCAGCAGAUCGUCAGAGCAGAGCCUCUCUGACGGCAGCUCCCCAUCGUCUCCGGACGAGAUGACCCCCCUCGGUGCCUCGGGACGCCUUUCAACCGCUCUCGGUGCCAUCCCCAAACAGUACAUGGAUGACGCCAGGGGGGACCAGGCAAAUCCGCCACUUGCGGGAGCGUUCACACGGACGACAGUGCGGUCACUUCUGAGCCGUCGCCUGCUCGACAUUCUCAACCUCAACGACCCGCAAGAGUGUGAGGCAGAGCUGCAAAAGUUGAAGAGAGAGUUGGACAUUUGCCGACGGCUUGCCUCUAAUGCCGAGGACACACCACCGAGUUUCUCGCCGCAGACUUCCAAAGCUCCAGCAGCAAAUCGGAAACGUCCAAAGCUGGCGGCGACUCGCCGGAAAGCCAGUUAUGGCACCUCCGAGUUUCUGUCUCUUCUGCCUAGCACCCCUGCUUUGCCUCAGGCCGAUGGGGAGAAGGAUGAAGAGUCAGCAACGGCGGUAGACGGCUGGACUUCAUCGGGCCGAAAAAACUGCACCGACAGGGGACCACCGGCCUAUCUUCUGGCCAGCAUCCUGUCGACGCCCGGUACCCACUUGGCCAUUUCGCAUGACGACACUUCGCCCGGCGCAGUGCACUGCUUCCAAGACGAGCAUGGGAACUGGCAGACGUACACGUUUGAUGAGAACAGCACAGGCGUGUCCAGGGGCCUGGAGAUGUCACCGGACACCAAGAUAUUCCAAAUGAUGUUCGACAGCAAGUGGGAGACGUCGUCUCACAGUAGCUCAAGCUCGAGCUCCACCACUCUGCUCGACAGUCCCGCAGCUUCCGCCGCAGCACCCUCUCACGGCGGCACAUGCCCGAUCGCCAUGGGCUUCAGCCCAGCCCCCGGCAUGACGCCCUGUGUGACCACCACGGAGGCGUCUUCCUCUAUCGCCAUGGCAAGCAGCUCGAAGCUCCGCCCCUCCCCUCAUCAUCCCCAGCACCGUUCACACCACCACGCCCAGCAUCAUUCGCAGCAGCAGCAACAUCAGCAACAGCUCCUACAAGUGCAGCCGUCGUCCUCGUCGUCGCUUCAGCAGUAUUCUCAUCAACCUCAGCACCGCCAUCGCCGGCGCGGUCACCACACCGGUCCCCGUGGUGACGACAUUGUAGGGGGAGUGCCGUCUACGCUGGACCUUUCGCUCCCGUCCGGCAUGGGGGCGGCGGCUCUCGGACUGCGUCGGGGCGGGGCUACGUUGCUGGAGAACCGGUUCGAGUUUGGUGCUGCCGGUGAAGGGGCUGGCGUCCGGUUUGAUGGUUCGCGAGGUAGCAGCGGUCCUGUUCUCCUGGCUGAGUCCCUCCUCAGUCGCAUGGCCAUGGCAGCUGCAGCAAAUGGUGGUGGCGUCGGGCCUGCGACGUUGUCGCAGACUGCAUCUUCACAGGACACCGAGCUGGACUCGACGUGUCACAUGCGGUUUGUGGGCAGCGGGACGCUGCGGGGCGGCAAACCGCGCCACUACUACCGCUUCCGACUGCUGCCUUGCAAGUCCAUCAAAGUUGGGUUUGACCGCUUGGCCCUCAUCACAGUCCUAGACAGGAACCUGACAGUGGUGGAGAACGUCCUGUCCAUUGUCCUGGCUGUCCUGGUGGCUGUCCUGGGCUCCCUGUGUCUCUCCCAAGGCUUCUUCCAGGACAUCUACAGCUUUCUUUUCUGCUUCGUCAUGGCCAGCUGCCAGUACUGUCUGCUCAAGAGUGUUCAACCAGAUGCUGCCUCUCCGACCCACGGGUACAACCGGGUUGUCUUGUACAGCCGUCCUGUCUACUUCUGCCUGUGCUGCUCGAUGCUCAUGCUCGUGCAGUUUCUGCUUGACUCGAACAUCGAGUACCCGCAGGUCACCCUGUACGGUAUGCGUCUCGUCACCGAUGCAGCCGUUGCGUGGGCGCGAAGCUUCCUCAUAGUGUUCAUCCUGGCAUUCCCGGUGACCUUCAGCUUGGGGUUGCUGCCCCAGGUGAACACAUUUGUGACGUACCUGCUGGAGCAGAUUGACAUGAACCUGUUUGGCGGAUCGGCGACCACUGGAUUGGUGUCGGCCAUAUAUUGUGUCUCACGAAGCCUGGCAUUUGUGGUGUGCCUGUUCGGACUGGCCUACGUUGCACUGAAGGAGGGCCAUAACCCGUCGCAGCACAUCAUGUUCUCCCUAUUCUGCGGUUUCCUCGUCACCUCAUGCUAUCUGCUCAGUAGGAGUGCCAGUGAUCCCACCAUACUCUGGAAUCUUAUCAAGCGCCACCUGUGGUCAGAUAGCGCACCAACUGCCAAUGCCACAGACAGCGCUCCUGAAUAUGUAGAUCCACUGCCGGCAAAACUAGAAAAAACAUUUAGGGCCAGGUUGAGGACGGACGCGAUACACUGCGUCUUCGUGGCAAUCUUCGUGUUUGCGGUGCACGUCAGCACGAUGUUCUCGGCACUUCAGCCAUACCUGGAAAUGUUGCUUCACCUUACGGCCGUCGUGUGGGGUCUGCUGCUGCACUAUGUGCUGCCCCAGCUGCGAAAGCAGUUGCCCUGGCUCUGCUGUGCUCACCCCAUCCUCAAGUCGAACGAGCACCAGCAGUUCGAAGUGCGCGAGCCGGCCCGAGUGAUGUGGUUCGAGAAGCUGCAAGUGUGGAUGUGGUUCAUUGAAAAGAACAUCAUCUACCCUCUGCUUUUUCUCAGUGCCGUGAGCACCAGCACACCUGACAUCAUCAACCGCUUCGGUGUCGCCGGUGGCUGCCUGGUGUUGGUGGUGUGUGCCCUCAAGUGCCUGCGCAGUGCCUUCAACGACCCUUCACAGCACUUCCUCGUGCUGCUCUUCACGGUGCUGUUUUUCACCUACGACUACCGGGGACCCAACGAACCAUUUCUCAUCAACUACUUCUGCUGUUUGUUCAUCUUCUCCAAGGUGUACGAGUUGCUGCUCAAGAUUAGCUUCAUCAUCACAUACAUUGCCCCCUGGCAGAUUACAUGGGGAUCAGCAUUCCAUGCUUUCGCGCAGCCCUUCAGCGUCCCACACUCGGCCAUGCUUUUCGUGCAAGCCAUCAUCUCGGCGAUCUUAUCGACACCACUAAGCCCCGUCCUUGGUAGCGCCAUAUUUUUCACCUCGUACGUCAGGCCUGUCAAAUUCUGGGAACGGGACUACAACACGAAGAGAGUGGACCACUCCAACACUCGGUUGUCAUCACAGCUGGAACGAAAUCCAGGCUCGGAUGACAAUAAUCUCAACUCAAUCUUCUACGAGCAUCUGACGCGGUCCCUGCAGCAGUCGCUGUACGGAGACCUCGCACUCGGACGGUGGGGCAACGUGACGCAGGGCGACUGCUUUGUGCUAGCCUCAGACAACCUCAACUGCCUGCUGCACAUCAUUGAGCUUGCCAAUGGGCUCGUGACGUUCCAGCUCAGGGGCCUCGAGUUCAGAGGCACCUACUGCCAGCAGCGCGAGGUAGAGGCCAUCUCGGAGGGCGUCGAGGAGGAUGAAGGCUGCUGCUGCUGCGAGCCGGGCCGGCUUCCGCACUUGCUGUCGGCCAACGCGGCCUUCGGCCAGCGCUGGCUCGCCUGGCAGGUGGCAGCUGCCCGUUACGUUCUCGAGGGCUACUCCAUCUCGGACAACUCGGCUGUCUCCAUGUUGCAGGUGUUCGAGCUGCGCAAGGCACUCGUUACCUAUUACGUCAAGGCCAUUGUCUACUACACGGUCACCUCUUGUCAUCUGGAAGAGUGGCUGGCCCUGCCAACGGUCAGGGACGCGCUGCACCCAACUUUAGACAGGAACUACACGGAUGUGGACCCAGUGUUCAACAUGAACAUCGACGAAGACUACGAUUAUCGAGCCUCAGGAAUAUCGCGCAGCUCCUUCUGCAACGUCUACCUCGACUGGCUGCAGUUCUGUGUUGCCCGCUCGGGAAAGAACCUCGAGCAUGACCGAAACUCUUUGGUCGUGUCUCUGUGCUUCUCGCUCAGCCUUUUGGCACGGCGCGCCUUGGGCACUGCAUCUCACAACUCGUUCUCAAGCGUGGACCUCUUGCUGUACGGCCUGCAUGCUCUAUUCAAGGGCGACUUCCGCAUCACCUGUGUUCGGGACGAGUGGGUUUUCCAGGACAUGGAACUCCUCCGUCGAGUGGUCGCACCCAGUGUGCGCAUGGCACUCAAGUUGCAUCAGGAUCACUUCCUCUCUGCUGAGUAUGAUGACCACGCUACGCUUUACGACGCCAUUAGCAACUACGAAAAGAACCUGGUCAUCUCCCACGAAGCCGACCCAGCCUGGCGCAACGCUGUGCUGUCGAGCGUCCCGUCGCUUCUGGCUCUGAGGCACGUGUUCGACGACAGCUCGGAUGACUACAAGAUCAUAAUGCUGAACAAGCGGCAGCUAAGCUUCCGGGUGAUCAAGGUGAACCGCGAGUGCGUCCGCGGCCUGUGGGCGGGACAGCAGCAGGAACUUGUGUACCUGCGCAACCGCAACCCGGAGCGUGGCAGCAUCCAGAAUGCCCGCCAGGCACUGCGAAACAUCAUCAACUCGUCGUGCGACCAGCCCAUCGGCUACCCCAUCUAUGUUUCGCCACUCACAACGUCGUUCCUGGAGACGUCGGAGCAGCUGUGCGGACUCAUCGGCGGACCGCUUAGCAUCUCGCGGUUCGGCGGUGCCCUUCUCGGCUUCUGGAAUCGCCUCAAGAUACGAUGUGGCGAGGGCUGUUCGAGUGGUGGCACGGCCAUACAAGAUGACAACAUAUUCGACUACACCAUGGCUGGUUCACUGUCGGGAAGCAUUUCGAGAGCCCGCCGCAGCCACUCGAGCGGCUCGCACUCUGUGAGCUACACUGGGACGGACACUGGGAGCAGCAAUGGGGGCGGCGGCGCGAACGGUGGCGGCAUCGGCGCCAGCCUGGACCAGGGAAGCCGCAGCGUUGGCCGGACAUCGGCCUCGAGCAGCAUAGGCCGUGGCAGCACAUUGAGCAGCCUCGGCCGGAACAGCACCAGCUUCACAAGGACCUCGCUAAACAACCUAACGGUGUCUUCAUCGCUCGUGUACAAGCCUGGCGGCACGACGCCCAGCAGUGGCAUGACGGUGCUGAGCACCACACCGUCGAGGCAGCUGCCGCAGCCAUUCAUCGUCGAGCAGCCAUCUUCGGGACCAUUCCUGGUGGAGGUUACGCGGAGGAGCUCGGCGUCGGCUGCAGUGUCUCCACUCUAUUCGGGAAGCAUAGCGGCCAACAUACCGAGCCUUGCUGCAAACCUGAGCGGUCUCGUCGGCAUUGCUGGGACGUCGACGACUGGUGUUCCAACAAGCAUCCCCACUACGUCUGCGAGUGCCCUCCGAGAGACAGCAAUGGUCUCCGCAGUGCAGUCAGCAGAGAAGGUUAACAUCUGAAUGAGUUUUGGAACAAAUUGAACAUGAAGAACAUUCGGAUGCAUCUUGUGUGUUUUCACUUGGUUAAGUGACCAAGGCUGAGCGAUCUCACGUGAUUGUACUGCUACUACUUUCCACAAGCUACAGUCAGUAGUGCCUUCCUGGAUACUGUGGAGUCUACUGUACUUAUCCUCAAGAGAUGACAUUCAACUCGAGCUGAAUGUGCAAAUCUUCGAUUCAACAUUCAUGUGCUCUGCUUAGAGAAUGAGGCAAGGUGCACAUGUAGCAAUUCUGUUACCAUCAUAGAUUUCCUCUCUGAGUUGAUGCUGUGGAGAGAAAUUUGUCACCAGCCAAACUGUUUUGUCCAACCGUGACAGCACAUGGACUUUUCGGCAUGCUGGGCAUGCUGUUAAUGUGGUUGAUCUCGUUUGGUAUUGAAGGGAAAUGUUUGGCUGCCAUUUUGAUGGCUGGUCCUUGCAAGUGAAGCAAGAAGAUGCUCCCAGCCAGGACACUGGGAUGUCAACAAAGUCCAUGUCAUAGUCACUUUAUGCACUUUCAAGUGGGAUGAUGAUUUUUCUAACCUGCUGAUUAGUGUUUUUCACUUGUUUUAUCAACAGGUGGUACCUCGACGUUUUGAUUUGACUGCCGCUGUCAACUUACUCUGCAGUUGUCUCUGCAUUCUGUGGAGAGUCAUGAUGGAGCAAGUACAGUACACUUUAUGCUGAGUGAUCAUAGGACAUACCUUGAGGAUAUAGUGAUAUAGGCAAGGCUAGUGGACUUCGAAAACCUCACUCUUAUGUCACACUUGUGGAAUUCGCGAGCACAUUUUUCGACUCACUCGGUUGAGACUCGGUCGAAACCCUGCAGUGUGGUACUUUCUCAUAAGCGGCUCGACAAGUUUUUUUCGUCGUACCUGGGAAUCGCUCUUCUCUUUUCUCACGUUAUGAGCCCAAGUUCUCGCCUUUCUUGGGCUUGUAUUUUUGAGUGUAGAUACAAGUCAUGCGAACCUAGUACCCAAAUUGAUGGGGAGAAGGGAUGACAGUUUCCAGCCACAACUGCAAAGUUGACUCUCCUGUGUCCAUGUUUUUGUUUUUGUGUGUGUAUGUCUGCGCAUGUGUGUCGGUAUGUUCACGUCGUACCUCAUUACCUCUGAUGACUGCAGUGUGUCGACAUUUUUUCGCAGAUCACCUCUUUAUUACAAAUCACAUAUAAUGAAACUUCAGGUACAAUGAAAUAAGUGAGGAAUAGUCUUGCUGCUAAUGCAGUGUUGUAAAUACAUACCCAUAGUGGAAUUUUCGGAUACAUUGUAAAGGUACUUCUUGAAUCGGAUUUGACUUUUAUCUAUAGAUGUUUGACGGUAUUGUUUUGUUUUCCUUUGAGUAAGGUUUCACUGGCUUUCAUAUGGCAAUUUUGCAGUAAUCCUGUUGCUUUUUGAGAACUUGCUGUUAAAAUUUUAUAGGUUUUUUUUUUUCAAUAUUUUUUUGCGUGAACUGUGAGGCCAAUUUCCAAGAGCUCAAACAGUGUUUUUUUCGUUGUGUUUCUUUUUAGCAAUAUUUUGUUCGAGCCAUCACCAUCAGUCCCAUCUACUUAAAAAGUGUAUCACCGUUCUGGUGCUGAUGUUUUUUGUAAUUCUUGCUGGUGGUUGUGGCUGUCGACUUGUUUUUGUGCUUCUCACAUGGACUCUGCGAGAAAAAUCCAAAUCCCCAUGUUUUAUAUGAUUGCGUAGUAUUGUCGACACUAGUACAUGAACUGUGUUCCUGCCACAUUUAAACACUGUUGCAGAAUGCCAACUGAAAAGGUGUAGGUUUACUGGGAUCAAAUCAUUUAAGCAAUCCUUUUUUGGCCAGCACUUUCUUGUGUUUUAAUAAGAAUAUGCCUUCCGACCUUACAUAACGUCCAUACUUCAGAUUCCUUCCAGCUUGCUUCUCAAUUUUUUAUUUGCCUGUCUUUCGACUGCAGUGAGAAUGGGGCCAUUAACGAGAGAUUUAAUUUCACGACUCGUACUGAUUCUUGCAGUGCGGCAUGUUUUGCAUUGAUACUGGGGUUACUGUUGAUGAUGCUGGGGAAAAUUCCACGAGCGAGCCUGUCUUCAGAAGGUUGCGAAUUCUGUAAGCCACAGAGUGCAGUUUGUGACUUCUUGGGGAGCCUGCAAGAAUCUAGAUAAGUUUAGGUGCAUGUUUAGAUUUUCAAAUUUAUGUUUAGAAUAACAAGUUUAGUUUCGGCACAUAUAGAAUGAACUUUUUGAUGUAUGAGUAAAGGAAAAUUAUUAUGUAUUAUGACAAUACAUAGGACUACCAGUUACAUGUUCCGAGGUAUCAGGCUGUAUCUGUAGAGCACACUAAUCAUGCUUUCCAGAUUAGUGCAAAUAUACGCAAACAGCCUACAUAUCUUUUAAAUUUGGGCUCAUGCCCUCCUAGGUUCAGUAAAUGCAGAUAUUGCUAACACAAAUUUGCAAUGUAAUCUUUGUGAUUAGUAAUUCGUUUUUUACAAAUAUAAUGUUGCUUAUGCUGUAGGCAAAUCAGGACCGAAUAGCAUGUUCUGCAGACAAGCUUUCUCAGGGAGCUUUACGUAUGUUGCCAAUUUGCAAUAUGAAGCUACUUUCCGUACAGGCACCGAUAAUAUAAUGUAUGAAUGUUUGGCCCUUCAUGGGAUUAAUUUUUUGACAUUUUUUGGGGUGGUACUAUAGAUGACUCUAGAGACAAUAGAGACCACUUGGGAAAUUUAAGUUAAACUUUUGUUGAAUGUCAACAAGCCCACUUGUGUGAAUGUUUUUGGCUGUUUAUAACAUGUGUUGUUGAGCUUAAAUUGAUAACUGUGAAUGUGUCAGUGGGCAAAUCUUCUUACAUUUUUUUAGAAAAGUGCAUAAUUUACCACCAACUUCAAUAUUCUAAUGAUGAUUAUAUGUGGUGCGUGAUGAGAAAAGGUCUGGAAACUGGCCAAGGAUAGCCUGGAAUGAUUAUUAUCUCAACCAUGCUAGUACAAAUGACAGCAUAUUUUCUUGAUUGGUGCCUGUUUGCCAGUAGACGUUGCUAUAUUGUCCUUAGGACGGGCACUUGAACAAAAUUAAGCUAUGGUCAGAACUAAGUGAGCAGAAAAGAGCACUUUUGUGUUUUAUAACAGUGCUGGCAUGUUGUCACAUCAGCUGCAAAUGUAGCUUCGUUCUCUACUAGGACAAAAGACUUUUUAAAAGCUCUUUUCAAUGCCGUGCAUUAAAAUAAUAAAGUUUGAAAUUAGGGUUCCAGAUCUUCAUAACUAUUUUUCAACAAUUAGUUUCUUUAUUUAUUUGUUUUUGUUAGCUGCUGUGCUGACAGGUUAAUGAUUCCUAUGAUGACAAUGUUGCUGCAUCUAAACAGUAGAAGAAGGGGGACAAGAAGGAAUGAAAUUGGCGAUUAGAAAAUGCAAUUCCAUGGUGCUUUAAUUGCUCAACUUGAAGUUUGAGUAAUAAGCAAGCUUCCUAAAUUAUUUGCCCUGCCUCUAGUAGGAAACCACUGUGCAACAUUAGUUUUAGUUUCAGCAGCUUUGCGUGGCUGCCUAAAAACAUUUCAGUUCUGCAAGUGUCAUUGUUCACCAUUCUGUUAUCUUUUACAUGCAUUUUAUCGCUAAGGAAUGGUAGGAGCAUUCGUGUGCUUAAAUACCUAAUUCAUUUCGACUGUAGUGUUAACCAUGGGUUGUACACCCUCUGCUUAUUAAAGAAAUAUCUUGAUAAGCUUAAAUAAAUAUAGCGGAACCCUGUAGCGGCAAUGGAUGUAGUGGAGGCCUGCGUGCUUCACAUAUUCUUUUUAAGAAGUGAUGAGAGCACUUAAAGCCAGAGGAAGAAAGCUAGGUAAAUCCACGUACGGACGACUGUAUCUAUUCCACUUGAAGCGUAAGCAUAUAAAUGAGCAGCAAUACCAGUGACACAUACCAGCGAAACAUAACAAAGGGGGUGUCCACUACUUUGUUCACUGUGUGUGGAAUAAUGAUUGCAACCUUUUGUCUGUGUUGGGCUUGAGUUAUAUGGCUUUUGAAUCGCUUCAAGUAAUACUUAUCAUUGUGUACUGCUGUACAUGCAAAGACUAGAUGCUUCAAUGUGUUCAUUUCAUCAAUCGAAAACUACAGACUUGGUUGUUCUGAUUGAAUUUAUGAUACGAAUAGCAGUGUUUGCUGUCAUUCUGUUUAGUGUCAGAGCUGGCUUACGUCAGUUGUAGACUAUGCAUUCGUAAACUAAAUGACAGCAUCAAUAAGUGCAUGGGAUGCCAGUUCAUGGAGUGUUGCAAUUUUUACUUCGGUUUUCAUGUUUUGCUAGCGUAAAGUUUACUUUCUGGAGCUGCAGUUUUACUCUGUGGAAGUUCUGAGGAGUCCAGCAUCUUGCCGAUUUCCUCUUUGAUGAUUCAACUGGUAAAUAAUAUCAGUGGUUGUAUUUUACUAUGAAAACUAAUUGGAAAGGGAUCAAGUUAGUGCAGUAAUUCAUGUUUGCAUUUGUUGUUUCUAAUUUAUGAGAACCUUCUCAUUUUAAAUUUUGUCGUACAUUCUAAUUUACCAUGAGAAUGCUAUCGCCUUGCUGACGCAGCUCCUUCGUUGUGGCAGAUGGUAUCAUGUACUGAACCUAAAUAGAAUCAACUCCACCUAUAGCCGAUUCAUGCAGUGCUUGUACAAGGGUUAUCGUCUUGUUUUUUUUUUUCUUUAUUGCUGUUAUGAAAGCAAAAACAGCAGCCUAUGUCGUGGUGCUUGCAAGUCAUGAGCAAAAAACUCGCUAGUCACCUUUUAAGCCUGCCGUAGAAGACUUCUCACUUUCACUCUUUUUUCAACGGGUACCAGUUGUACAUACUGUACAGAAAGAAGCGACAACAAAAGAUGGUCGGACACAUUUCGUUACUAUGAGGCGUCCAUUAUGGCUUAGAACAAUUCUUCGAGCAUGUGAUAAAGAACAUAUUGUCUGUACAUAGUUUGUGUUCCACCCUUUGUUUCUGGCUUUGGUUCUUAACCUCUUGACAGCGUAUGUGUUUGUGUGUGCUGUCUAAAAUGAGAUCUUGUGGAAUGAACUGGACUUCUACGAGCAGUGGUAACAGCGGUUACACUCUUGAAUUUGGUCUGCAGGAACUGAAUGCUUGGGAACCUAGUCUUGAACUAAGGCACCAUUUCUUUCUCUGCGUGAGUGACUCUUGCGUGAAUGUGACUUGCAUAUACCUCCCCUCGGGAUGAAGCAACCGAGAUGAAUUUGUCAUUUCAGUGUUUUUUUUCUACUGGUUUGUAAGUUACCGUUGGCGAGUGGGUUGAAGAGGUUCCUUCUUGUAUUCUUAUGUUCCUGGGAACUAGUGUAUUGAGGACCCGUGAUUGUGUUGCUUUUUGUAUUGCCUAUUAAACUCUGAAUGCAGAAAGAA